UUUUCGAUAAUGGUGUCUGGCAGCUCAAAGUUAUCAAUAAUUGUUUUUAUAAACCUUGUCCUGUUUGAUAACCUUGUAUCAAACGUGAAGCAAAGGUAUAUCGUAUCGCAGCUGAAUAUUAUUAAUUCUCCUGGAGAUAUAAUAGUAUCAGAACUAACAUUGGUGGGACGAAAUCAUGCCGUAAAUGGAACCGUAACUGCGCUCGAAGACUUAACGGACGAUUUAAUGUUAGGUAUACGUAUUUAUACCGAUCCCUACAGCAUUGGUAAAUUCAAGAAGAUGCCAUGGGAUAUGCCAUCUACCGACGAAUGUAAACAUGGAUUUGGACCUACUGAAUGGUACAUUAUGCCCGGUUCCCAAGGGCAAACAUUGGUUCAAAAAUAUUUUGCUUGACCCGCAGGAUUGGGUGAAUACAUUACCAGUCGGCAUGCUGAAAGUGGAGCUUGACGUUAUCAAAAAUGGAGCAUUUGC
Drosophila hydei is the source of this 471-nucleotide messenger RNA. RefSeq lists its product as uncharacterized. The transcript has 3 exons. NCBI's taxonomy places the organism in Eukaryota, Metazoa, Arthropoda, Insecta, Diptera, Drosophilidae. The coding region runs from base 10 to 393 and encodes 127 amino acids. The record is from RefSeq and is a predicted model, not a curated record.